Callorhinus ursinus (northern fur seal) is the source of this 5722-nucleotide messenger RNA. RefSeq names its product EPH receptor B6 (gene EPHB6). Lineage: Eukaryota; Metazoa; Chordata; Mammalia; Carnivora; Otariidae. Gene Ontology annotation, biological process: protein phosphorylation; axon guidance; ephrin receptor signaling pathway. Gene Ontology annotation, cellular component: plasma membrane; dendrite. Gene Ontology annotation, molecular function: transmembrane-ephrin receptor activity; protein binding; ATP binding. The record is from RefSeq and is a predicted model, not a curated record.
AUUAAAAAAUAAAAGGCUCAAAUUUAUCUGUUUUGUUUGACAGGCAAGAAUUGACCUCACUUCCUAGUCUCACUCAACCACAGUUGUGUGUUUUUUGUUUUUUUUUUUUCCUGAAGGAAUUUGUUUAUAACCUUCAGUCUCUGGAUCUAAAUCUAAAAGCGGUCCCUUCAAACAGCAAGGAACACUUCUGGGCACUUGAAGAGCCUCAACCAUUUUUUUAACUGAAUAUCUUGUUUCUUGGUAGAAAAAUUUUAACAAUUAUGAAAGUGGCAAUCUACACGCAAUGUCUCCACUUAAUUCUUUUCUUUCUGAUGCCUCUUGAGGACAGAAGCUGAGUGGCUUUAACAUGUUUCGUAAUUGCUUUUGCCCUUUUCUGGAUCCUCUGGAGAGAGGCCAGCUUCAUGUUGUCAUUAAGAUGCAUGCUGAGGCUAUGCAUACACACCCUGCUGCAGCCACAAGCUACUGUGUUGCUUGUAUUGUGGGUCAUCAAAGCAAAUACUUUGCCAUGCCUCAUCUUCUAGAAUGUUCCAUAGAGCACAGGGGAUAGGAUCUGCAGUACAUAUCUUCCCUCUUGGUUUGCUGUCUCUCAAAAAAAAAAAAAAUCAUUGAGAUGCAUCCGAAGUGUUUAUUAUUCCUUCUCCAUGAUUAUCUGUCUAGUUAUAAGUUUAGGAAGAUGCAGUGCUUACCGUCUCCUUUUUGUACAGAUUCCAGAAUCCAUCCAUCUUCUGACUGAAAGAGGCUAUUUUAGAGCGUAUCUGCUGGGCAAAUGAUAGAAUAGCUUUCAUUGUUUAAAGACAUUUUUCUGGCAUUUUCAGUUCUUGAUAACAGCAUUCCUAAAGACCCUAUGGCUCUGGGUGUGUCAAGCAUGUCUCCAGCGUAGGCCACUGAGCAUUUGGGGGGUACAUACAACACCUAUGACUUCAGGAUAUUUAUUAAACAGCCAUUGGUGAUGGGGCCGUGCUUUGUUACUUCACGAUCUCCCUGUCCUUCUCUGAAUCAUUUCAUCUGUGAAUGAUUCUAGGAGCAUUCGGGACAGUAUUGGCAAAGAACCUCUGUUACUUAGGAAUCGUUUGCCAUAUAGAAAUGCUUCCUUUUUUCUGGCCUUAUGGAGAUACAGUUGACAUAUAACAUUGUGUAAGUUUGAGGUGGACAACCUGGUGAUUUGGAAAUGCUUCUUGCUUGCCUCCAUACACUAUAAGUUAAACUCUGUCUCGCAAGGAGGGUUCUAAUGGCAUGAAAAGUGCAUUUCAGUGGACAGUGGCCUGAUGCCCAUUAUACAUCAGCCCACCAGCUGUAACAUCAGCGCCUUUCCGUGAUAACCACAUACAGGUGACACCGAAGGCUUCAUCUCGCAAUAGAGCCUGUGUUACCAGGAAAAGUUAGAUUAGCAGGAACCCGGUUAUGAUUUUCUGAUUGAUCAAAGUCAAAUAGUGUCAUAGUUUGGUUUCAGCUUCAUCGAGAAGUGUGCAGUUUUCAGGAGUGCUGCAGGCCACGUGGCUACAGCUCUCAUGGUGGAAACAGAUUCCAGUUUCCAACUGCUGUCUUUCCCCUCUCUCUCUCUCUCUCUCUCUCUCUCAGGUUCAUGUCUUUGAACAACCUGCCUCUUAUUUUCUUCUCAACAGAAAUAAAUGGAAUGGACUGCUCUGGUCCAUGCAACUUACAGACUUUUGAGACUUAGUCACAGGGGGAGAGAUCAGCCACCACUAAUCUCUAGACCGAUGAACAAAGGAAGGUCUGAGCCCAUUUGUCUUCACUGUGGCCCUGGAAGCAGCCGUGCCCCCACAGUCAUAUGCCUGUGAGCCAGAGGGGGUGCUUGUAUAUGGAUGGCCUUAAAUUAACCAGCGGGGACCAUACUUGACACUGUUCUGCAUGGACUACUUUCACUUGGGAAAUCCUUUUCAUAAUCAGUGCAUAAGCAGUAGCCCUCACUCUUUUUUAAGGUUGUGCCGUAAUUUAUGAAAUAUCUUCCCAUUGACGGACAGUUGCUUUCCAGUCUUUUCCCUUACAAACAAUUCUGCAGCAAAUAUCCUUGUUUGAACAUCUCUGCAAACAGACCUAAGGAUGCAGUACCUGAAGGACAAACUCUUAGAAGUGAAGCUACUAGACAGACAUCAGCGACUGUCCCUCUAAGAAGAUACACCAGUUUGAAACUCAUAAGCCCUAUGGGAUCUUUGCGCCCAUGUUCUUCUCGCUCCGGUUCUCCCAUCUUCCCUUGCAUCAUACCCCACAGCUCUCUUCCGUGGUCCCUCUCACUCCACUGCCUCUCUGUGUUGUCCAGCGUGUCCAGGGUGGCUCUAGGAGGAGGAGGGAGAGUAAGUGGAGAAAAAGAACUGAAAUAGCUCCUCCCAGAAGAAAAGGGAAGCAAGCUUGGCUGCAGACCCCAGUCUUACAAAGCAGCAGCCCUGCCUGGGAGCAGGGUGGUGGCCAGGGCAAUGGUGGGAGCCCCGAAGACGCCCCAUGGCUGCUGAGGGGGCUGCCCGGUCAGGGAGCGGAGUGGCGGGCAUGGUGUGCAGUCUCUGGGUCCUGGUGCUGGGGUCCUCAGUUCUGGCACUGGAAGAGGUACUGCUGGACACCACUGGAGAGACAUCGGAGAUUGGCUGGCUCACCUACCCACCAGGUGGGUGGGAUGAAGUGAGCGUUCUGGACGACCAGCGACGCCUGACUCGGACCUUCGAGGCAUGCCACGUGGCAGGGGCCCCGCCAGGCACCGGGCAGGACAACUGGCUGCAGACACACUUUGUGGAGCGACGAGGCGCGCAGAGGGCACACAUCCGACUGCACUUCUCCGUGCGGGCAUGCGCCAGCCUGGGCGUGGCCGGCGGCACCUGCCGGGAGACCUUCACCCUUUACUACCGCCAGGCCGAGGAGCCCGAUGGCCCCGACAGCAUUUCCGCCUGGCACCUCAAACGCUGGACCAAGGUGGACACCAUUGCAGCGGACGAGAGCUUCCCCGCCUCCUCGGCGUGGGCGGUGGGCCCGCGCGGGGCCGGGCAGCAGCGCGCCGGGCUGCAGCUCAAUGUCAAAGAGAGGAGCUUUGGCCCCCUCACCCAGCGUGGCUUCUACGUGGCCUUCCAGGACACGGGGGCCUGCCUGGCCCUCGUGGCGGUCAAGCUCUUCUCCUACACCUGCCCGUCCGUCCUCCGCGCCUUCGCCUCCUUCCCUGAGACGCAGGCCAGUGGGGCCGGGGGCGCCUCCCUGGUGGCAGCCGUGGGCACCUGUGUGGCUCACGCAGAGCCAGAGGAGGAUGGAGGCGGGGGCCAGGCAGGGGGUAGCCCCCCCAGGCUGCACUGCAAUGGGGAGGGCAAGUGGAUGGUAGCGGUUGGCGGCUGCCGCUGUCAGCCAGGGCACCAGCCAGCCCGCGGAGACAAGGCCUGCCAAGCCUGCCCUGAGGGGUCCUACAAGGCCUUGGUUGGGAACAUGCCCUGCUUACCGUGCCCUCCCCGCAGCCAUGCCCCCGAUCCCGCAGCCCCUGUUUGCCCCUGCCGUAAGGGCUUCUACAGGGCCAGUUCAGACCCCCCAGAGGCCCCCUGCACCGGCCCUCCAUCGGCUCCCCGGGAGCUUUGGUUCGAGGUGCAAGGCUCAGUGCUCAUGCUGCACUGGCGCCUGCCUCAGGAGCUGGGGGGACGAGGGGACCUGCUCUUCAAUGUCGUGUGCAAGGAAUGUGGAGGCCACCAGGAGCCGGGCACGGGCACCGGGGGUGCUUGUCGCCGCUGCAGGGAUGAGGUGCACUUCGACCCCCGCCAGAGGGGCCUGACCGAGAGCCGAGUGUUAGUUGGGGGGCUCCGGGCACAUGUGCCCUACAUCUUGGAGGUGCAGGCUGUGAAUGGGGUGUCAGAGCUCAGCCCCGACCCUCCCCAGGCUGCCGCCAUCAAUGUCAGCACCAGCCACGCAGUUCCCUCUGCAGUCCCUGCAUUGCACCAGGUGAGCCGGGCAUCCAACAGCAUCACGGUGUCCUGGCCACAGCCGGACCAGACCAACGGGAACAUCCUGGACUAUCAGCUCCGCUACUACGACCAGGCAGAAGAUGAAUCCCACUCGUUCACCCUGACCAGCGAGACCAACACAGCCACCGUGACACAGCUGAGCCCUGGCCACAUCUAUGGCUUCCAAGUGCGGGCGCGGACUGCCGCAGGCCACGGCCCCUAUGGCGGCAAGGUCUAUUUCCAGACGCUGCCUCAAGGUGAGCUGUCUACCCAGCUCCCAGAGAGACUCUCCUUGGUGAUCGGGUCCAUCCUGGGGGCCUUGGCCUUCCUCCUGCUGGCGGCCAUUACCGUGCUGGCUGUUGUCUUCCGGAGGAAGCGGCGUGGGACAGGCUACACAGAGCAGCUGCAGCAGUCCAGCAGUCCAGGGCUUGGGGUGAAGUAUUACAUCGACCCUUCCACAUACGAGGACCCCUGCCAGGCCAUCCGCGAAUUUACCAGGGAGGUGGAUCCUGCAUAUAUCAAGAUCGAGGAGGUCAUUGGGGCAGGCUCCUUUGGAGAAGUACGCAGGGGCCGCCUGCAGCCCCGGGGACGGCGGGAGCAAGCCGUGGCCAUCCAGGCCCUGUGGGCUGGAGGUGCUGAGAGCCUACAGAUGACCUUUCUGGGCCAGGCUGCAGUGCUGGGCCAGUUCCAGCACCCCAACAUCCUGCGGCUGGAGGGCGUGGUCACCAAGAGCCGGCCCCUCAUGGUGCUGACGGAGCUCAUGGAGCUGGGCCCCCUGGACAGCUUUCUCAGGCAGCAGCGGGAGGGCCAGUUCAGCAGCCUGCAGCUGGUGGCCAUGCAGCGGGGAGUAGCGGCUGCCAUGCAGUACCUGUCCAGCUUCGCCUUCGUGCACCGCGCGCUCUCCGCCCACAGCGUGCUGGUGAAUAGCCACCUGGUGUGCAAAGUGGCUCGUCUUGGCCACAGUCCUCAGGGCCCAAGUUGCAUGCUUCGGUGGGCAGCCCCAGAGGUCAUUGCCCACGGAAAACACACCACCUCCAGUGACGUGUGGAGCUUUGGGAUAGUGAUGUGGGAAGUGAUGAGUUAUGGAGAGCGGCCCUACUGGGACAUGAGUGACCAGGAGGUGCUAAAUGCAAUAGAGCAGGAGUUCCGGCUUCCCCCACCUCCAGGCUGUCCUCCUGGACUACAUCUGCUUAUGCUAGACACUUGGCAGAAGGACCGUACCCAGCGGCCUCAUUUUGACCAGCUGGUGGCUGCGUUUGACAAGAUGAUCCGAAAGCCAGACACUCUGCAGGCUGACGGGGGCCCUGAGGACAGACCCUCCCAGGCCCUUCUGAACCCUGUGGCUCUGGACUUUCCUUCUCUGGACUCACCCCAGGCCUGGCUUUCGGCCAUCGGACUGGAGUGCUACCAAGACAACUUCUCCAAGUUUGGUCUCUGCACCUUCAGUGAUGUGGUUCAGCUCAGCCUGGAAGACCUGCCCGCCCUGGGCAUCAUGCUGGCUGGCCACCAGAAGAAGCUGUUGCACCAUAUCCAGCUCCUGCAGCAGCACCUGAGGGAGCUGGGCUCAGUGGAGGUCUGAGGCCUGGGCGGGCAGCUGUGAGUGGACGAUGCCUAUGUCCCAGCCCCAGACACAGGUCCAGGGAGUGACCGUGCAACACUAGAGCCCGUCUCCAUCAUGGCCUCGGCAAGAGGACCCCGCCACACUACACCCAACCCUCUGGACACUUCACUCCCUAGUCCUCCGCCCUCCUCCGCCCUCCCCCCCCGCAUUAAAGGGAAAGAAGAAACUUUGCAAGUUG